This is a messenger RNA of Micropterus dolomieu (smallmouth bass), 2982 nucleotides long. RefSeq names its product fibroblast growth factor 13a (gene fgf13a). Gene Ontology annotation, molecular function: growth factor activity; fibroblast growth factor receptor binding. Bases 407 to 1174 code for a protein of 255 amino acids. The transcript has 7 exons. Lineage: Eukaryota; Metazoa; Chordata; Actinopteri; Centrarchiformes; Centrarchidae. The record is from RefSeq and is a predicted model, not a curated record. Gene Ontology annotation, biological process: positive regulation of gene expression; positive regulation of cell population proliferation; regulation of cell migration. Gene Ontology annotation, cellular component: cytoplasm.
AAGCCAGAAAACCUGGUCGCACACGCUGCACUGGAUGGCAUUGCUCCCGGGGUUUGUGUGUACAUAGGACGGCUCAGUGUUUUCACCUGUUUUUUUUCUUUUCAACGUUAAUUGAAGACCUCUGAAGCGGGGAAAAGACCUGCGCUCUAUUUCGCAGCUUUUUGCGCCUGUCCUUUGUCACAGUAGAGCAGGUCGUGAUUUUUGUAGCCUAUGCAACAUAACGGGAUUCAUGGUGGGAGCGUUUCCUUUCAUCAAUGUGCAUUGAUGUAGCAGGAAACGUGGAGGAGAUAAGAACCCUUAUCUCAGAACCUGGAACCUUUGCUAAGGAUUGCAUUGAGGACAGCCAGCAUUUCAAAGGAUUUCGAUUCUUGUCUAAAUCGGGAAUUACACAUCCAAACUGGGAUCUAUGAGCGGAAAGGUGGCGAAGCCUAAAGAAGACAAGGAUGCUUCCAAGGUCCAGGAUGACGCUGCCCCAGGUACCCAGGAGUACAUUAUGUUACGGCAGGACUCCAUCCAUUCUGCGGAUAUAAGGAGUAAAGGGUCCCCCUUUCGUGCUAAGUGUCACGAAAUCUUCUGCUGCCCGCUGAAGCAAGCCGUCCACAAAGAGAGCACAGAGCCAGAAGAGCCCCAGCUGAAGGGGAUUGUGACAAAGCUGUACAGUCGACAAGGUUUCCACCUGCAGCUGCAGGCAGAUGGAACCAUUGAUGGAACAAAGGAGGAGGACAAUGGUUACACCGUGUUCAACCUUAUUCCAGUGGGGCUGCGAGUGGUGGCCAUCCAAGGGGUGCAGACCAAACUCUAUCUGGCUAUGAACAGUGAGGGCUACCUGUAUACAUCAGAACACUUUACACCUGAGUGCAAAUUCAAGGAGUCGGUGUUCGAGAACUAUUAUGUGACAUACUCCUCCAUGAUAUACCGGCAGCAGCAGUCGGGCAGGGGCUGGUACCUCGGUCUGAACAAGGAAGGAGAAAUCAUGAAGGGGAACCAUGUCAAGAAGAACAAGCCAGCAGCCCACUUCCUUCCCAAACCUCUAAAAGUGGCAAUGUACAGAGAGCCAUCCCUCCAUGACUUGACAGAGUUCUCCCGCUCUGGCACCGGCACACCCACCAAGAGUCGGAGUGCCUCGGCUGUGCUCAACGGAGGCAAAGCCGUAAGCCAGAAUGAGUCGACGUAGCCCAGCAGCCGAACCCAGGCCUGGGGCCGAAACCUUACCUCCAGCAGAGCGUGAAUCCAAGCAGACUUCUCUCACUGAUCAGCAGUUCAGGACUACAACAAACCACGCGCAAACACCCUGACGCCAUCAAUAAAAAAAACAGUUAGGCAUCAUCCUGGUCAGUCAUCGUCAAAACAACAUCAAUACUAAGACACUUAACGGCACAUAAACCAUUCUAAAUUUAAAAAACAAAUUAAAAAUUUUGUUUUGGGCUUGAGAUUUAUCUAGUACCUUGAUCACUCUCUUUUGGUGAUGAUCGCAUACCAGUUAGCUCAUCUUUGUCUUGUUUUAUUUUUCUUAAUUUCCUGUGGACAAUAACUUUUCUUAGCUCAUGUAGACACCAAGCACGCGUCCAUCUGUCAGACAGGGACAGGAAGUUAGACAUGUAGACAUUCAGGUCAGCCAGUAAUGGUGCUGGUCUACAAGGCUGCGGUGGUACAGUACAAGCCCUGGUCUCUGUCUCAUCCAUGCUUCUGUGAAUACAAAGCCUAUAAACUCCCUGGUGUGGCCCAGCCUAGUGCUGCUGGGACUGCGGCCAGCCAGACGGUAGCUCUCCUGCGUUCUAGUGCACACGCUCAGAGACUGAGCUCUCUAGCAUGGGAAAACGAAGCCUAUGUUCAGCUGACCUGAAAUAUAAGGGACAGUGUGGCUCUCUUGCAGUUUUUGUUUCCUUUCAGAAAUGCCACAGCUGCACCUUGGUUUUUGCUGAUUUUUGCUAAUUUUCUGAAUUAGCCGAGAGCUUUUUAUUUGGUAACUGGUUUUGUUUUUGUCCCCUCUUGUUCUCUGCCCUUACCAUUGUUCAGUAUUUGUAUUUCUGUUGCCGUUUCAUCAUUGAAAAGGGUUCCAGCAAACCAAAGACAGAACGAAAGAGUGUCCCUUUAAGCUGCUGAAAACCAAGCCAGUAUAAAGGCAAAGCUGGAUUUUUAAAUUUUUUUUUCAGUGUACAUUUUUGAUGAAAGAAAGCAACGAUUUUGUGGGAAAGGAAAAACGGACAAAGGAAGUGAUUUUAAACACUUUAAUGUUGGCAGCGUGCUUGAAGUUGUGCUCUUUGCUGAUAUGCUCGAUGGCCGAGGUAUGAAAUGACUAGUCUGUGUCCCCAUUCCCUUCUGUUACCAAUGUGUUACAAUGUCUCCGUCUCUUGUCCUCGUGAUCAGUUUCCUCUCUCUGUGCUUGUGUCAUAUUUCAACCCCCCUGCCAUCCUUUUUUGUCGACUUCUAUUGCGUGAUAAAGUUCACCAUAGAAAUAUGGUGUAAGCCCCUUCCCAGGAUGCUUGUUAUGUGUUUGAGUAAGUUAUUGUGGUGACAAUAUUUUCUAUAUUUAAAAAAAGAAUACUGUGGACUUUUAGGUGGCUUAACAUUUUAUAGGACACGUCAUAUUUGUAAAAGUGAAAAAAAAAAGAAGAAAUACAAAAAUGAACAUCUUCCCUUUCUUGCACAGGGCAUGUACAAACACAAUUAUGUACAAAAAGGACCCUUUUGUGGGCUAGGUACUCUUCCCUUCAGCUACAUAACUUCUUUCUGGUACAUGCUUCUGGGAGGCUUUCUUUUCUUGGUUUCCCCCGGAGGGUGUAUUAGGUGAACCUAUCUGUUGCAUGGGAGAAAGCAGGGAAAUUCUGGUCUAGAGCUGCAUGAUGUAGGCUAUGUGUAUUAACCCAUGUUGGAUCAUGUGUUCCAAACUACCAGGCUAAAUCUGAUAAAACAACAUUUACAGGCAGACAUUGUGGCUGCCUGAUAACUUCCAGUUGUUUAUUAUUUGUUGUAUACACAAAA